GCCCCCACCCAACCAUGACCCAGAGCCACCGACCCUCCCACCCUGCCCUGGCCCUUGUCUUGCUGGCCACGCUGCUGGGCGGUGCAGCAUGGGCUUCGGAGAUUGUGGGCGGGCGGGCAGCUCAGCCCCACUCUCGGCCCUACAUGGCGUCACUGCAGAUGCUGAAUGCCCACUUCUGUGGAGGCACCUUGAUCCACCCGAGUUUCGUGCUGACCGCUGCUCACUGCCUGGCAAACAUGCCCAUGGCCCUGGUGAAGGUGGUGCUCGGGGCCCACAACCUGCGGAACGCCGAGCCCAGCCAACAGAAGUUCUCCAUCACUCGCCAGUUUUCCAACAACUAUGACCCAGAGGGUAUUCGCAAUGACAUUCUCCUACUGCAGCUGGACCGCCCUGCCAACCUCACCGCCCAGGUGGCAGUGGCGAAGCUCCCGGAGCAAGGCCAGCUGCUGCCCCACGGCACCCAGUGCCUGGCCAUGGGCUGGGGCCGCCUGGGCACCAUGGAACCAGUGCCCCAAGUCCUUCAGGAGCUGAACGUCACCGUCGUCACCUUCCUGUGUCGGCCAGAGAAUGUGUGCACCUUCGUUCCCCGGCGCAAAGCUGGCAUCUGCUUUGGGGACUCCGGCGGCCCCUUGAUCUGCGACGGCAUCCUCCAGGCCGUGGACUCCUUCCUCGUUCGGGAGUGUGCCAACCGCCAGUACCCCGACUUCUACGCCCGCGUUGCCCUCUAUGUGGACUGGAUUCAGUCUGUGCUGAGAAGUGUGGGGGGCGAGGGCCGCUCCUGAGCCCCUUCCCCCGGGUCCCCCCACGGGCUGAGGACAGAGAACAAGCCCUAAUGGGGGAAGGGAGCUGGUGCCCAGCCUCACGGUGACGUCAAUAAAAACUGAAACCCUC
Myotis davidii is the source of this 891-nucleotide messenger RNA. Its product is annotated as myeloblastin. Bases 15 to 782 code for a protein of 255 amino acids. Lineage: Eukaryota; Metazoa; Chordata; Mammalia; Chiroptera; Vespertilionidae. Gene Ontology annotation, molecular function: serine-type endopeptidase activity. Gene Ontology annotation, biological process: proteolysis. The record is from RefSeq and is a predicted model, not a curated record. The transcript is spliced from 5 exons.